Messenger RNA from Frankliniella occidentalis (western flower thrips), 515 nucleotides. RefSeq names its product histone H2A. Gene Ontology annotation, molecular function: protein heterodimerization activity; DNA binding; structural constituent of chromatin. NCBI's taxonomy places the organism in Eukaryota, Metazoa, Arthropoda, Insecta, Thysanoptera, Thripidae. The record is from RefSeq and is a predicted model, not a curated record. Gene Ontology annotation, cellular component: nucleosome. The transcript has a single exon. Bases 87 to 461 code for a protein of 124 amino acids.
UCGACCCUCGCCGAGCAUCACUCUCGUGUACUUUCCGGCGUCCUCACGGUCGUCGUCUCGUCGUUCUCUACCCAAACUCUCCAAACAUGUCCGGUCGCGGCAAGGGUGGCAAGGUCAAGGGAAAGUCCAAGUCCCGCUCCUCCAGGGCUGGACUCCAGUUCCCCGUCGGAAGAAUCCACCGUAUUCUCCGCAAAGGAAACUACGCUGAACGUGUCGGUGCUGGUGCUCCCGUCUAUUUGGCCGCCGUGAUGGAAUACCUGGCCGCUGAGGUCCUGGAGUUGGCAGGAAAUGCUGCCCGUGACAACAAGAAGACCAGAAUCAUCCCCCGUCACUUGCAGUUGACCAUCCGUAACGACGAGGAGUUGAACAAGCUCCUUUCCGGCGUUACCAUCGCCCAGGGAGGUGUCCUGCCUAACAUCCAGGCUGUGCUCCUGCCCAAGAAGACCGAAAAGAAGGCAUAAGUACCCCUCCUUUGACGGCAACCUCGUUCAAUCGAGUACCAAAAAGGUCCUUUU